AGAACUAACUAAAAAAAUCAACAAUAUAGGGUCAAAGUUCAGGAUCAGCCGACUUGUCAAUCCCGAUUGUGCUGCCCUCUCUUUUCCAGUUUCCCUAAGAUGGCUGUAGGCAAGAAUAAGCGCCUUACAAAAGGCGGUAAAAAGGGUGGCAAGAAGAAGAUUGUGGACCCGUUUUCCAAAAAGGACUGGUAUGAUGUCAAAGCCCCAGCUAUGUUUAAACAACGCCAGAUUGGCAAGACCCUGGUUUCUCGAACCAUUGGCACGAAAAUUGCAUCAGAUGGUUUGAAGGGACGAGUGUUCGAAUGUAACCAGGCCGAUCUUCAUGGGGAUGAAUCAACAUACAGAAAGAUGCGUUUAAUUGUUGAAGAAGUGCAAGGCAAGCAUUGUCUCACAAACUUCCACGGAAUGGUUUUGACAAGAGACAAGCUUUGUUCAAUGGUGAAGAAAUGGCAAACCCUCAUUGAAGCAAAUAUUGAUCUUACAACAACUGAUGGAUACAAAGUACGUCUGUUUUGCAUUGGAUUCACUCACAAACGUAACAAUCAAAUCAAGAAAACUUCUUAUGCUCAACACCAGCAGAUCCGAAACAUCAGGAGGAAAAUGAUUGAAAUCAUGACUCGUGAAGUUUCAGCUUCUGAUCUUCGUGAAUUUGUGAACAAACUCAUUCCAGAUUCUAUUGCAAAAGAUAUUGAGAAGGCCUGUCAGGGAAUCUACCCUCUUCAUGAUGUUCACAUUCGAAAAGUGAAAAUUUUGAAAAAACCCAAAUUUGACAUUGGUCGUCUGAUGGAAUUGCAUGGCGAGGGUAAAGGUGCAAAAUCAACUGUAGGAGAGGACGGUGAUGCUGGUUCAAAGGUCACUCGCGUUGGCGACGGAUUCGAACCUCCCGUUCAAGAAUCCGUUUGAUUUUUCUCUGCCAACCAAAUAAAAAUACAAAAUCUCUAAAUUUUCGUCA
Molecule: messenger RNA, 952 nt
Organism: Styela clava
Lineage: Eukaryota; Metazoa; Chordata; Ascidiacea; Stolidobranchia; Styelidae
Product: small ribosomal subunit protein eS1-like
Biological process (GO): translation
Cellular component (GO): ribosome
Molecular function (GO): structural constituent of ribosome
Source: RefSeq, a predicted model, not a curated record